This is a messenger RNA of Amoebophrya sp. A25, 2141 nucleotides long. The record is from the annotation of a GenBank genome assembly. Lineage: Eukaryota; Dinophyceae; Syndiniales; Amoebophryaceae.
AUGUCCAUGAAGGUGAAACUACGAGGGGAAGACAAUAUCUUCAGGGACAUAAUCCAUAUGAAAUAUCUGUUAGUAGUUAGUUUACAGGCUAUUGAUUUUGGAUAUAUUUAUAAGAAACCUUCCCUCGUUCCGCCUUUCUUCACUAUCAAAAAAUUCUCUUCUAAGAGUGUGGAGUCGCUACAGAAGCUCCGCAACUUGAGGAGUAAAGAGUUGGAGGAGAAGAGGGAAGCUCGCAAAGAGGCGACGAAGGCUAAAGAGUUAGGAGGAUACUGCUCUAACCCAAAUUCAGAUUGUACCCCAUGAAUGGGCUACUGCAGUAGGAUAGUUCCCGUCCUCCAGAAUUCUUGAACCAUGCAAAAAGGAGACGCAGUAUAAAAACUUCGGAGGAUACUCAAGUUCCUCUCGUGGCACCAAAAUCGAAGAAGUAGAAGUAAAAGCACUUCUCAGAGAGCGUCUAACGUGAAAAGUCACAUCGAUUCAUUCUGCGCGUAGGUGCCAUAUGCCUACUAGGGAUGCACAGCUGAAUAGAAUGAAGAAGUGGGGCCAAUGCCUAUUCAUUGAAACCAUCUAACAGACGCAGAAAUUGAGACCAUCCACGAGAAGACAAAAGAACUGCAAGCAAGUGGGGAAGCGCUGACCAGCGAGCUAGCAUUAUGAACCGGACAGACCGGGGUCGCUGUCCUUAGUUGUAGCUCAGGGCCACUGACUCCCUCACCCGGUGGCUGCACUGCCGGCAAGUACUCUUAAGAAACUACAGCGCAGCGGCAAAAUGUGAGGCAUAUCUAGUCCGAUAAUCAUGGCGAUUCCAAUUACUUAUACAAGUGGUGGUACUAGUAGGCGUAGGGAAGGAUCGCAGAAAAUAUCAAUAGAGAAGAGACAGAGCGCGCGCCGCUGCGAUUGCUUUGUGCGGGAAGGAACGCCAACACAGAAAGGCCGAGUCGUCUGAUGCUAUGCUGCCCUAUCGUAUUCUAUUGUGCUUCACUCUACUACCCUAUGGCCCUAUAUUUUAUUGUGCGCGGCGUCUUGAUGACAUGGGGACUAAUGCAGCAACUGUGGCCUGGGGGCGUUGCUUCUGCGGUUUUUGACCGCGUCGUGGAGCCAUCGGCGUGGACUCGCCACGCAACACAGAGAGAGCCCGUCUGCUUCUUCGCGUGCCUUUAUCAAGCUUUGUUAUACUUGAACGCGCGCGAGGACUAGCAGUGACUCAGCAAUGGGCCACUACCAGGCCUUCGUCAGUUUUGCGCCAUUACUAAUGGCGGUCGUCGUCUCUCUCUGUGGGUGUUCGUCCUCGCCUUGUGUCAGUCUAGGCCUAUCACAAAUCGCUUUGAUAGGCCUUGCAGAUGUAGCUCGGAUUUUUUGAGGGCCUGGGCGCUAUAUAGGCCGCAAAAAUUUCAUGGCCCAACUUCUGACAUCCUUCGGCUUCUGGUUAAUUUUCUUGCGUAUUUCGUAGUAGGACUAUAUAGGAAAAAAGAGCGCUGCUCCAUAAUAGCCUGUGGGUUUCUAUAAUGGGAGCGGACCGCUUAGAGCACUAAGCAAAGCAACCGGUUAGUUUUCACCUCUUCGCUACAGCUCUAUCCCUUCAUGCAAUAUAAUAGAAGCGGACCGCUUUGGUUUUUUGUUUCUAUUAUAGCAGAAAGCGUGCAACUUUUUCCAUGUAGCUAGGGCUACAAUAGAAACGACAACUCACGUGGCCUAUGUGGGGUCUAUAAUAGAAGUGAGGAGGUUGGCAUCAUUUUCGUAAACAGGAGCAAGAGGCGCCACUGUUUUGAUUAAUUUCAUGUUGCUAGUUUUGGGCUUCUAUGUAUAUAGGGAAAAAUGGUACUGGGGCUAUGAUAGCCUCUCUUUUGCCGCUGGCUCUACUACUUAAAUAUUCACUCCUACACAUUUGCAACGAACAUAGAUGUUUCGUGCUGUGCCUGUAGUUCAGAUAGACGAGCUCAAUACCACCUGACACGACUGUUAGAUUGAGUACUUUACUUAUCAUUCCGGGCGGGUUAGUUUUUUCUUCGUAGUAAGCUCAUACUCCAUUUCAUCACGAUUUAUUUGUUAUUCUAAGACCACGAGUGAUAUCACCAAUCACCAUCUAAGUCUAGGGCUCGAGGGCCAAACCGUCCAAGACGAGGAGGCUCACAAUAAGGCGC